Messenger RNA from Nelumbo nucifera (sacred lotus), 1418 nucleotides. Its product is annotated as zinc ion binding protein. The record is from RefSeq and is a predicted model, not a curated record. Gene Ontology annotation, cellular component: Fanconi anaemia nuclear complex; nucleus. Gene Ontology annotation, molecular function: ubiquitin protein ligase activity. Lineage: Eukaryota; Viridiplantae; Streptophyta; Magnoliopsida; Proteales; Nelumbonaceae. Gene Ontology annotation, biological process: protein monoubiquitination; interstrand cross-link repair.
CGAACUCUAUUUUUCACGAUUUAACCAUUCAGUCAAUCCAAAUUCCUUGAUUUAUCAUUCAUGGAAAGAUAUUUUCAAUGCACGGCUGCGAUUCAACGUGAGUUUGUGUUCGUGCUAAUCCGAAUUCGAAUCGGUACAAAAGGACAAAAUGUAAAUUGCGCAGAUGUGGGAGUUCCAUUUUCGUGUUUUUUAUUUUUCUGGGUAAAUUUCUUUGUUUCCUUUCCCGCUUCAUUUCCAUAUAUGUCUCUCUUUCUCUCUGAGGAGGCGGAAUCUGGUGAAUUUACCAGAAAAUUAUCAAUAUUGUAUAGCUGAAAACUGUAGUAGGGUUUUGGAGGAAUCUCGUUGACAAUACUCCAUUAAAAUUUGGAUAUUAAAAGACCCGUCGAAAUAUGGAAUCCGACUUGGAAUAUGAUGAGCAAGCAAGAUGCAGGAAACUGGCACAGUCUUCAUCUUUCUACCGCUCAGUGUAUUCAGAGGUAGAAGAAGUUGGAUGGGAACGUCUGGUAAAGUUGGAUGAAGACCUAACCUCUGUUAGCUUCCGUAUCUUAGAUAUGAAGGGACGAGUUCAUAUCAUGGAAAUACAGUUGCCACAAAAUUAUCCUAAAUGUGCACCUUCAAUUGCAGCGGAUAUGCCUUACAUCUGUGAGUUAAAGUGGUCAAUAAACUCAAGAUUGAGAGAUAUUGUGCACCAAUUUCGUGAGCAUUUGGAGAACCUUCAAGGAUUCUGGUCUACCAUGGAAAACAUUGACAGAACUCUUUGGGUUAUUGAUCCAAGACAGCCUGCCCGCUCUACAUCAUUUCGCAAGAUCAACCUAGGAAAUGAUUGCAGAGUAGUGUUGUCUAUAGAUGCCUUGGAUCCAAGGUCUUUACCAGAAUGUCGCUUUUUGGGUCCACAUUUGGUGGUAGAUUCCAUGAUAAAGAAAUGGAGGAGAAAUAGCAAAAGAUGGAUGAAGGACAAACCAUUCAAUGAAAAUCUUGCAAGUACAUUGGAAAUGCCACUACCAGGACCUCAAGAUGUCCAAAAGGAUGAUAAACAAGUUGAAUGUGGGAUAUGUUAUGCUCAGUAUCUUCCAGUUGAUGAUGAGCUUGGAGCUAGGAGUGGAAGUGGUCCCGACUAUGCUUGUGAAAAUAUAAAAUGCUGUAAGGCAUUCCAUAGCGUGUGUCUUGCAGAUUGGCUGCGUUCCAUCACAACAACACGACAAUCAUUUGAUGUGUUGUUCGGGAAUUGCCCAUACUGUUCAGAGCCAGUUGCAGUCAAAGUUAACACCAAAGGCUAGUAGUAUAUAUGGUAUGGCAUAAGGUUUAUUGUGUUCUGGAACCUCCUAGUCCUAUGACAGUAAUUAUACCGGGAUAUGUUGAAUACUUUUAGUGUAAAUUUUGUAUCCAAUAUACUGUAUCAGUAUCUGUGUCCUUGCCUU